AUGAGCGAUAGACCAGUAAGAAGACGACGUCAAAGAAAUCCUUAUUUAUCAACUGCUAGUAACGCGUUUUUUGUUGGGUAUGUUGAAGAUGAUGAACCCGUCGAAGCAAUUAUGAAAAAAUUUGAAGAAUUGGAAAAAAUUCAACAAGAAAUUGCUGCCACUAAACCUGAAAACUUAAUUAAUGAUGAUAAUGUUGAAGAAGAGCCUUUGACUGAGGAACAAUUGGAAGAAGUAUUUAAAAGAACUUCUACAUUUACCGUCAAAUCUGCUACUCUAGCACCAAAUGUUGAUGAUUUUGAGGAUAUAGAAUUAUGGAGAAUAGAAAUGGAAAAUAGUAUUGAAGAAUAUUAUGAAGAAGAUGAUUACAUGGCAGUAGAUGAUGAUUUUUGGGAUGAAGAGUUUGGUGAUAAAAAGAAAAGAAAACGUGAUAAAAAAGAUCAGCGUCUUAAUGAAAAAGCAAAACAAUUACAAAAAUAUAAAAUUUUACAAGCAAAGCGUGUUUUUGAUAAAGAUACGGAAGGGUUAAGUAAUUCUUUAGGACUUUAA
Molecule: messenger RNA, 546 nt
Organism: Entrophospora sp. SA101
Lineage: Eukaryota; Fungi; Glomeromycota; Glomeromycetes; Entrophosporales; Entrophosporaceae
Source: the annotation of a GenBank genome assembly